This is a messenger RNA of Pleurotus ostreatus (oyster mushroom), 690 nucleotides long. RefSeq lists its product as uncharacterized. The coding region runs from base 1 to 690 and encodes 229 amino acids. Lineage: Eukaryota; Fungi; Basidiomycota; Agaricomycetes; Agaricales; Pleurotaceae. The record is from RefSeq and is a predicted model, not a curated record. The transcript has 4 exons.
AUGUCGAUGGACGCUCUUCGACUCGAGGACCUAUAUAUUACUGAUCCGAACCAGCGACGCUACUGGUACACAUUCUUUAGCGAGCAAACAGACUCGGCAGAGGCACGCCUUCUCGCCUGGUCAUCAGUUACUGGCCUCGAACGGGGAGAACUAGACGUUAGCAAUAAAUCCUGCCCCAUCUCUCGUUCCGUUAUCUUGCGCGGUGAAAUGAUUCUAUCCCUCCAGCGAGCAGAAUGGGCGAUGUUCCCUGACGAAGAAACAAUCAAGGUACUGGGAGCAAACCUUCUGAAAAACGGCGAACGCGCAACGGAUGACCGCCUCAACUGGGAGACGAUUUUCCCGAUCCAGCCGGAAUAUACAUACACCCUUUACUUCAACCCGGAUGUUAUCAACAUCCAGUCGGUUCGUGGGCCUUGCAAGUCGGGAGAAACGUUAAUUACAAGCUCAGUUCACCCCGCACUGACCCUCGCCUCCAUCACUCGAUUCACUCUUGCCCGUCUCAGGAAGAAAAAUCUUUCGAAGAUAUGCUCUGCGGUUCUGGAAAGCAACAAAAUAUAUCUUACCACACUUCUUCGGAGGUCGUUCAUUGAGCAGGACAUGACGCUUCAUCGACCGGUUCCCAGUGACAUUAUGGAUGACGUUGAAUAUGGUACUCCGGAGAAACCAACCCGUUGCCAUUUAACCUAUUAG